CGCGCGGCCGGAGCCCAGGGGGCGGAGGGCAGUGGCACCGCCAGGCCCCGGCCCGCGGGUGUCCGCCUGGCCCUGGCGCCCAGCCCCGCCGCCGCCGCCGCCGCCGGAGCCUCAGAGCGAGACGGCCUUCUGCUCAGCCAUGACCGAGCGUCCGUGCCUUCGACCCCGCCUCGGGCAACCGCAGCGGUGACCACGGCCAGCGCGGACUUGGGGGAGCGGCCACCCCAAGGGUUGAUGGCUGGCAUGUCGGGGCGACCGCCCAGCAUGUACUGGUGUGUGGGGCCGGAGGGGUCAGCCGUGAGUCCAGAACGCGCCAUGGACACGCACAAUGGUGCCGGGGACAUGGGCAGCAAGCUGGCCACACCGGACGGCGACCCCACUGGGCGGUGUCCCGGGACGGAAGACAUUCACGCCGCGUACAAGCGGGGAGACGCCAGCAGAGCCCGCCGCCUGCUCAGGGACGCCUGCGAUGAGUGCGCCUCCCAGCGGGAAAAGGGCCAGCUCCUGAGCAUCGCAGCGGCCUACGGGGACCUGGAGACCGUCCGGUAUCUUCUCACCGAGAGGCAGGUGGAGCUGCCGACGGAGCCCACGGAUGACAACCCCGCGGUGGUGGCGGCGCACUUUGGGCACACGGAUGUCGUGCAGGAAUUGCUCGAGUCUUUCCGAGGUCCCUGCAGCCUCCAGCGGCUGCUGAACUGGAUGCUGGCCCUGGCCUGCCAGCGAGGCCACCUGGGGCUGGUGAAACUCCUGGUCCUGACCUACGGGGCCGACCCCGAGAGCUACGCCGUCAGGAAGAACGAGUUCCCCGUCAUCGUGCGCUUACCCCUGUAUGCGGCCAUCAAGGCAGGGAAUGAAGACAUCGCCAUAUUCCUGCUUCGCCACGGGGCUUUCUUCUGCUCCUACAUCUUACUGGACAGCCCCGACCCCAGCAAACACCUGCUCCGGAGGUACUUCGUCGAGGCGAGCGCCCUGCCCAGCAGCUGCUCAGGGAAAGUGCCUCUCCGUGUGAAGUGGGCCCACCUCAAGCUGCCCUGGGUGGACAUCGACUGGCUCAUCGACAUCUCCUGCCAGAUCACGGAGCUGGACCUCUCCGCCAACUGCCUGGCCUCCCUCCCGUCCGUCGUGCCCUGGGGGCUCAUCAACCUGCGGAAGCUGAACCUCUCGGACAACCACCUGGGCGAGCUGCCCGGCGUGCAGUCCUCCGACGAAAUCAUCUGCUCCAGGCUCCUGGAAGUGGACAUCUCCAGCAACAAGCUGGCCCACCUCCCGCCGGGGCUCUUGCACCUCUCCAAGCUGCAGAAGCUGUCGGCCUCGAAAAACUACUUAGAGAAGCUGUUUGAAGAGGACAGUGCCACGAACUGGAUCGGCCUGCGGAAGCUGCAGGAGCUGGAUGUCUCCGAUAAUAAGCUGACCGAACUCCCGGCGAUGUUUCUUCACGCUUUCAAGUCGCUCCACUGCCUGAACGUCUCCCGGAAUAAGCUCAAGGUGUUUCCAGAGGCCUGGGCCUGCCCGCUGAAGUGCUGCAAGGCGUCCCAGAAUGCCCUGGAGUGUCUGCCAGACAGAAUGGCCGUGUUCUGGAAGAACCACCUGAGGGACGUGGACUUCUCCGAAAACGCACUCCGAGACGUCCCCCUGGGCCUCUUCCAGCUGGACGCCCUGGUGUCCUUGAAGUUGCAGGGCAACCAGCUGGUGUCCGUGCCGCCUCCGGAGAAGUGGACCUGCACUCAGCUGAAGACGCUGGAUCUCUCCAGAAACCAGUUUGGCAGAAAUGAAGAUGGACUGAAAACAAAGCGCAUUUCCUUCUUCACCACCAGAGGGCGCCAGCGGUCGGGGACUGAGACAGCGUGCCCACUGGACUUCCCGGCCUUCCUCAGCGAGUCCCUGGAGGUCCUCUGUCUCAACGACAACCACCUGGACGCCGUGCCGCCCUCGGUGUGCCUGCUGAGGAGCCUGUCGGAGCUCUACCUGGGCAACAAUCCCGGCCUGAGAGAGCUCCCUCCCGAGCUGGGGCAGCUGGGCAACCUCUGGCAACUGGACAUCGAAGACCUGAACAUCAGCAACGUGCCCGCGGAGAUCAGGAAAGAAGGCCCCAAGGCCGUGCUGUCCUACCUGCGCGCCCAGCUGCGGAAGGCGGAGAAGUGCAAGCUGAUGAAGAUGAUCGUGGUGGGGCCCCCGCGCCAGGGCAAGUCCACGCUGCUGGAGAUCCUGCAGACGGGGCGCGCCCCCCAGCUGGCGCACGGCGAGGCCACCAUCCGGACCACCAAGUGGGAGCUGCAGCGGCCCGCGGGCGCCAAAGCCAAGGUUGAGUCCAUCGAGUUCAGCGUCUGGGACAUCGGCGGCCCGGCCAGCAUGGCCACGGUCAACCAGUGCUUCUUCACGGACAAGGCCCUGUACGUGGUGGUGUGGAACCUGGCGCUGGGCGAGGAGGCCGUGGCCAGCCUGCAGUUCUGGCUGCUCAACAUCGAGGCCAAGGCCCCGAACGCGGUGGUGCUGGUGGUGGGAACGCACCUGGACUUGAUCGAAAGCAAGUUCCGCGUGGAGAGGAUCGCGACGCUGCGGGCGUACGUGCUGGCGCUCUGCCGCUCCCCCUCGGGGUCCCGGGCCACGGGCUUCCCGGACAUCACCUUCAAACACCUGCACGAGAUUUCCUGCAAGAGCCUGGAGGGCCAGGAGGGGCUGCGGCAUCUCAUCUUCCACGUCACGUGCAACAUGAGGGACGUGGGCAGCACCAUCGGCUGCCAGCGGCUCGUGGGGAGGCUGGUGCCCAGGAGCUACCUGAGCCUCCAGGAGGCCGUGCUGGCGGAGCAUCAGCGCCGACGCCUGAGCGACGACGUGCAGUACCUGACGGACAGGCAGCUGGAGCAGCUGGUGGAGCAGACGCCCGGCAACGACAUCAGCGACUACGAGGACCUGCAGUCCGCCAUCAGCUUCCUCAUCGAAACGGGCGCGCUGCUGCACUUCCCGGACACCAGCCACGGCCUGCGCAACCUCUACUUCCUGGACCCCAUCUGGCUGGCCGAGUGCCUGCAGCGCAUCUUCAACAUCAAAGGCUCCCGCUCCGUGGCCAAGAACGGGGUGAUCCGGGCCGAGGACCUCCGCCUGCUGCUGGUGGGCACCGGCUUCACGCAGCAGACGGAGGAGCAGUACUUCCAGUUCCUGGCCAAGUUCGAGAUCGCCCUGCCCGUGGCCAACGACAGCUACCUCCUGCCGCAUCUGCUCCCGUCCAAGCCGGGCCUGGACACGCACGGCAUGCGGCACCCCACGGCCAACACCAUCCAGCGGGUGUUCAAGAUGAGCUUCGUGCCCGUCGGCUUCUGGCAAAGGUUCAUCGCGCGGAUGCUCAUCAGCCUGGCCGAGAUGGACCUCCAGCUGUUCGAGACGAAGAAGCACAGCAAGAGCCGGCACAGGAGGGUCACCAUCUACAGCUUCGCCGGGAACCAGCGGAACCGCUGCAGCACCUUCCGAGUGAAGCGGAACCAGACCAUCUACUGGCAGGAGGGGCUCCUGGUCACGUUCGAUGGCGGCUACCUCAGCGUGGAGUCCUCGGACGUGAACUGGAAGAAGAAGAAGAGCGGAGGGAUAAAAAUCAUCUGCCAGUCAGAGAUGAGGGACUUCUCGGCCAUGGCCUUCAUCACGGACCAUGUCAACUCCUUGAUCGAUCAGUGGUUUCCCGCCCUGACGGCCACGGAGAGCGACGGGACGCCCCUCAUGGAGCAGUACGUGCCCUGCCCGGUCUGCGAGGCCUCCUGGGCCCAGCGCGCCGACCCCGGCGAGAAGGCGGAGGGCGUGCAGUACUUCGACAUGGAGGACUGCGUGCUGACGGCCAUCGAGCGGGACUUCAUCGCCUGCCCCCGGCACCCCGACCUCCCCGUGCCCCUCCAGGAGCUGGUGCCCGAGCUGUUCAUGACCGACUUCCCGGCCAGGCUCUUCCUGGAGAACAGCGAGCUGGAGCACAGCGAGGACGAGAGCAGCGUCCUGGGCCAGGGCGGCAGCGGCACCAUCAUCUACCGCGCCCGCUACCAAGGCCGGCCCGUGGCCGUGAAGCGCUUCCAGAUCAAGAAGUUCAAGAACUUCGCUAACGCCCCAGCCGACACCAUGCUGAGGCACCUGCGGGCCACGGACGCCAUGAAGAACUUCUCGGAGUUCCGGCAGGAGGCCAGCAUGCUGCACGCCCUGCAGCACCCCUGCAUCGUGUCCCUCAUCGGCAUCAGCAUCCACCCGCUCUGCUUUGCCCUGGAGCUCGCCCCGCUGGGCAGCCUCAACACCGUGCUGUCCGAGAACGCCAAAGAUUCUUCCUUCAUGCCCCUGGGCCACAUGCUCACCCAGAAGACCGCCUACCAGAUCGCCGCGGGCCUGGCCUACCUGCACAAGAAGAACAUCAUCUUCUGUGACCUGAAGUCGGACAACAUCCUGGUCUGGUCUCUGGACGUCAAGGAGCACGUGAACAUCAAGCUGUCGGACUACGGCAUCUCCAGGCAGUCCUUCCACGAGGGCGCCCUGGGCGUGGAGGGCACGCCCGGCUACCAGGCCCCGGAGAUCAGGCCGCGCAUCGUGUACGAUGAGAAGGUAGACAUGUUCUCCUACGGGAUGGUGCUCUACGAGCUGCUGUCGGGACAGCGGCCCGCGCUGGGCCACCACCAGCUGCAGAUCGCCAAGAAGCUGUCCAAGGGCAUCCGCCCGGUCCUGGGGCAGCCGGAGGAGGUGCAGUUCCAUCGGCUGCAGGCGCUCAUGAUGGAGUGCUGGGACACGAAGCCCGAGAAGCGGCCGCUGGCCCUGUCCGUGGUGAGCCAGAUGAAGGACCCGACCUUCGCCACCUUCAUGUACCAGCUGCCCUGUGGGAAGCAGACCGCCUUCUUCUCGUCCCAGAGCCAGGAGUACACAGUGGUCUUCUGGGACGGGAAGGAGGAGUCCAGGAACUACACGGUGGUGAACACGGAGAAGGGCCUCCUGGAGGUGCAGCGGAUGGGCUGCCCGGGCAUGAGGCUCAGCUGCCAGAUCAAGGUCCAGAACGCCCUGUGGACGGCCACCGAGGACCAAAAGAUCUACAUCUACAGCCUCAAGGGCAUGUGCCCCUUAAACACGCCGCAGCGGGCCUUGGACACGCCGGCCGUGGUCACCUGCUUCCUGGCGGUGCCGGUGUUGAAGAAGAAUGCCUUCCUGGUGCUGGCGGGCCUGGCGGACGGGCUGGUGGCGGCGUUCCCCGUGGCCCGGGGCGCCCCCGAGGACAGCUGCUCCUACCUGUGCUCGCACACGGCCAACAGGUCCAAGUUCAGCAUCCCGGACGAGGACGUGCGGCAGAACCCCUACCCCGUGACGGCCAUGGAGGUGGUGAACAGCGGGUCCGAGGUCUGGUACAGCAACGGGCCGGGCCUGCUGGUCAUCGACUGCGCCGGCCUGGACAUCAGCCGGCGGCUGGAGCCCUACGCGGCCCCGUCGGCGGUCGCCUCGCUCGUGUGCAGCUCGGACUGCGGGGGCGAGGAGGCGGUCUGGUGCCUGGACGACAGGGCCAGCCUCUUGGUCAUGUACCACGCGGCCACCUACCAGCUGUGCGCCCGCUACUUCUGCGGGGACCCCAGCCCCGGGAGGGACCUGUUUCCCGUGCGCCCCUCGGGCCUGGAGCCGCCGGACGGCCACGUGGCCAGCGGGCAGGAGCCCGAGGCAGGCACCAUCGCCGACGUGAGCAUCAUGUACAGCAAGGAGCUGGGCACGCAGAUCCUGACGCACCAGGACUCCCUGACCGACUACUGUUCCGUGUCGUCGUACGCCUCGUCCCCCCCGCGGCAGGCCCCCCUGUCGCCGGACAGUUCCUCCAGCGUCCUCUUCUCCACCGACGGGGAGGGCUCGGACCGGCUGCUCGAGCCCACGGCCGGUUCCGACAGGUCCGAGCAGGAGCUGAGCCCCGUGGACGGCGAGGCUUUCAGCCAGCACCUGCAGGCCGUGAAGGUCUUGGCGGUGAAGGACGUCAUCUGGGUGCCCAGGCGCGGCGGCGAUGUUAUCGUCAUCGGCCUGGAGCGGGACGCGGGCGCCCAGCGGGGCCGAGUCAUCGCCGUCUUGAAAGCCCGGGAGCUGACUUCAAGGGGGGCCCUCGUGGACGCGGCCGUGGUGGCCAAGGACACGGUGGUGUGUGGCUUUGAGGACGAGCACGGCGAGUGGUGCCUGGCGGUGUGGCGGGGCUGGGGCACCCGGGAGUUCGACGUCUUCUUCCAGGCCUUCGAGGAGCUGGGCCGGCUGGAGGCCUGCGGGCGCAAGAGGAGGUAGUGCCCGCGGGGGGAGGAGGAGCGUGGCUGGGACCUGGCUGGCCCAGGCCUGCGGGCUGCCCCCUCCGCCUGCCGCCGGCCACAGCCCUCCUCGGCGGACCCAGAAGAGAAGCCGAGUUCUUGCUGCUAAGAAGUGCGGAGACGUCCCCGCCCCAGCCCUGGCCGGUGUGGCGCAGUGGCUAGAGCGUGUCGGGCCUCCUGCAGACAGAAGGGUCCCGGGUUCGAUUCCGGUCAAGGGCACGUACCUCGGUGGCAGGCUCCUCCCAGGCCCUGGUCGGGGCUCGUGCAGGAAGCAACCCAUCGAUGUGUCUCUCUCACAGCGAUGUCCCUCUCUGUCUCUCCCACUCUGUCUAAAAAGCAAUGGGAACCGGUUUGGCUCAGUGGAUAGAGCGUCGGCCUGCGGACUGAAGGGUCCCGGGUUCGAUUCCGGUCAAGGGCAUGUACCUUGGCUGCGGGCACAUCCCCAGUAGGGGGUGUGCAGGAGGCAGCUGAUCGAUGUUUCUAACUCUCUAUCCCUCUCCCUUCCUCUCUGUAAAAAAAUCAAUAAAAUAU
Molecule: messenger RNA, 6809 nt
Organism: Eptesicus fuscus (big brown bat)
Lineage: Eukaryota; Metazoa; Chordata; Mammalia; Chiroptera; Vespertilionidae
Gene: LRRK1
Product: leucine rich repeat kinase 1
Exons: 34
Coding region: 235-6258 (2007 amino acids)
Biological process (GO): protein phosphorylation
Molecular function (GO): protein binding; ATP binding; protein kinase activity
Source: RefSeq, a predicted model, not a curated record